This is a messenger RNA of Psilocybe cubensis, 2961 nucleotides long. RefSeq lists its product as uncharacterized. The record is from RefSeq and is a predicted model, not a curated record. Lineage: Eukaryota; Fungi; Basidiomycota; Agaricomycetes; Agaricales; Agrocybaceae. The transcript is spliced from 2 exons. The coding region runs from base 1 to 2961 and encodes 986 amino acids.
AUGCUCCUCAAACUUAUUCCUGCGCUUUCUGAACCGACCAUCCACUUUUCUCUCUCCUUUUCUGAUCUUCCGUACAACCUACCAACACCUGCAGCAUGGACAUCACAACUGGCACAACUUAUGCACGAAGACCUCGAGACUCCGACGACUUUGCACUCCCUAGACCGAUCGGCAGGGGUGACAAGUCUUCUGGAGGAAGUUGAGCUUGACGUUGCUUUGGGAGAAGUGAGAUGUCGAUUCAUAGACGGCAAAGUUGAAAGAUGGGGAUUUUGGGAGGGAAUUUCCCGUGCUGGCGCUUUCAGGCAUAUUGACGGCGAACAAUACGGGAAAAGAUUGUCAGAUGCAUUGGAAAAGAUUGUCAAGGAUGUGCACGAAAGUACGCUCGAGGACGAACGUGUCUUGCGAGAACGGGCAUGGGAGAAGCAAAAGGUGGAGAGAAAUAGGUCAUUCUCUUCGGUAACAGCUGCGUCAGUAGCGAAGGUCAGUAGUGGGUCAAGUAAACCGACGAAGCAUAAGAAAUCUCGUUCGUUUUUUAUGCAAAUUGUCUCAGCAGUUGGUUCAAUUAUCAACUUGUCAUCCCCGGCCUCUCCUUCUAGCAAUGCAACUUCAUUUUUCUCCUCUCGCCCUAGCACCUCCCAAGCAUGGCCAACACCUACGUCUCCACCUUCUACCACUGCGCCAACUGGAACUUCACCUCGUGCUCGUGCACUCCGUCGAAGUGCACGUUCAUCACUAGUGGAUACAUAUCGCCUCUAUGUGCUCACUGAACUGGUUCGCCGGAUUGCCGGCCCUACCAUCAGCAUAGACACACUUGAAGCGGACUCGUCACAGGAAGAUGAUUCACAAGAAUACCGCAGACAGGAUCCAACAAAUUUCUGUGUGUGGAUUUUGCACAGCAUGCGAAGGCGUAUGUUAGAAAGGAUGGAUCAGAUUUUGGAAGAGGCGGAGGCGGAGCUAGCCUCAGAUCUGUCCACUCUCGAUGCAGCGCCAAAUUCUGAUGUGCAAGAAGAUACUGGCCUGGAGACGACAACUAUGAUUGUGCCAGUGUCAUUCUCGGAUGACGAAGACGAGCCAACUAAGCCGCCACCUCUAUCAGCCACGCCUGAUGAUUCAGACUCUGACGACGGUAGUUCUGUGCAUACUCCUUCCACAACAUCUCAUUUCCAGUGCUAUCCUGGCAUUCCCUCCACUAGGACGUCGUCCCGGUCUUCUAAUGUCAGCUCCCAUUCCUCUCACUCAGACGAACAUGAACUGCUCUCUGCGUCACCUACGCCUCCUGUCCCGCCAAAAGAUCUUCCUGAAGCUCAACCCUCUGUGCAACCAUCGACAAGCCGGCAACGACCAACCAUCAGGCUGUUGGUAUCUCAACCUGCACAACCAGUGCCCCCUGUGCAACGCCUCUCGACCGCCGCCCUCGAGGAAUACCGGUACCUCAUGGACAGCCGCAAGCGCCUCGCGCAGCUGCUUCUCUUUGCUGCGAGCCAAUCUCGCGUCGCCAAUGAGGAGGCGCGAAGCCGGCUCGACGUCCUCGCUGUGCGGAGUCGCAGACGCGCCUGGUCAAACCGCGCGCUGUCGAUGGAAGCCAAGUCCCGCACUGGGCUUGGAGGAUCUGCGGCAUACGGCUUGGCUACGCCGUUCCGCUCCUCGGCGCUCGCGCGGUACAUGUGGACCGCGGAAGAUCUAGCCUGUGGGUCGGGCUCUGCCGAUUCCUCACCUGCUUCGUCACUGUCCCGAUGCUCGGGCCUCGGGUUCCCGCCAUACCGCCCGAGAUUGCGUCCUAAAAUUCGCCAUGAUGUAGAGGCCGUUUUGGGGAUUGAAAUGCACGGAGACUCCCUUGUGGACGACGAGGAGGGUGGCCCGUUUGAGGAGGAGAGUUUGGCGGACGCACAUCCGGCAGCGGCAGAGCGUGACAUCGACAUGUAUGCAGGGAUUAAAGGUGCCAUGCACGAGAAACGUGUCACCACCAGGAAAGUCAGCAUAUCGACGCGUGCGCCUGCUCCUGAAAAGAGCAGAUCUGUCAUUGGCCGGUUGUUUCCGGUGACGGAGGAGAGGGAGGUCGAGGUUCAGGAUCAUUAUCCAAACGACGAUCAGGUUUAUGAGUUUGCGCUUCAUGGUCGUACCACGUAUAAAAAGGAGCAGACACAUACUUUUAUGGGCUGUGACGAGGUUCGCGUUGAGAGUGAGGACGAAGAGGAAAUUAUGUAUGCUUUCAACGGCGACGACGACGAAGAUCACCAUGAAUUCGAUGUUGAAUCAGGCUUUAGUGAAUUCGGCGACCGUGAGGUGCCCCACGACGUUGAUUCCAGUAUGGCUGGUGUUGAAGUUGUUCAGCGACCAAAGGCUCAGAAGACGCGUUCGACCAGUCGGAUGGGCGCUUUCCUGCAGAGGGCCAAGGGCAUGCAGAGCUCCUUCCAAUCAAAUAGCCGGCAGCUGACGAAGGACAGUCUUCUCUGCCAGGGAGUCCCCGCCUCGGUGGUCGUUCCUUCAUCCCCAGCGCCUUUGAAGAAGGCUUUCCAGCUGCAAACCCAGUCUCAGGCUCGAUUCAAGCGGACAGACCCUCCCGUCCCCGCCUACGCGAAUGAAAAGGCGAUUAAGAUUGCGCGCACGUCCUCCGCUGCUAUUUAUACCAAUAUUGAGGUGGACAUGCUUGACAUCCAGGUCUACGAUCCAGAUUCGACUGACUAUGCACAAUACAAGAAUGAGCCUUUAAAUGGUAGACCUGCCAUCUCGCCUAAGUCUCGUUCUCAGACAUCUAAAGCUAGCCAGGACGAAUUCACUCUUUCCAUGGACGUGCAGAAGCGAAGCAGCCGUAAGAGGCGUGAAGGCUCGCGACAAUUUGAUUACCCAACCAAACCUCUCGGGAGACAUGAAUUCGAUGAACCACGACGGCCGAAGUUGGAUGCCAUUUUCACCCCAUCUGCACGUAGUGGAGCUUCCUCGAAACCCAAACUCUCCUGCUAA